Molecule: messenger RNA, 1524 nt
Organism: Puccinia triticina
Lineage: Eukaryota; Fungi; Basidiomycota; Pucciniomycetes; Pucciniales; Pucciniaceae
Exons: 4
Coding region: 1-1524 (507 amino acids)
Biological process (GO): protein peptidyl-prolyl isomerization
Cellular component (GO): nucleus
Molecular function (GO): peptidyl-prolyl cis-trans isomerase activity; RNA binding
Source: RefSeq, a predicted model, not a curated record
AUGCGGGCCGCGAGCCACGCCCACGCCCAACCACAUCAGUCACACCCCCGACCGACCUCUGAGCCGCCCGGCCUCGCCGUAAUACCGCCCUUAAUCGAAAUGAGCGUCUUGUUCGAAACGAGUCUGGGAGACCUGGUGCUCGACUUGGACGUCGACCGCUGCCCGAAGACGAGCGAGAACUUCCUCAAGCUCUGCAAGACCUACUACUACAACUUCUGCUCGUUCUUCAACGUGCAGAAAGACUUCAUUGCCCAGACGGGGGACCCGACGGAUCUGGGCACAGGGGGGGAGUCGAUCUGGGCGCGACUUCCGCCGAGCGGCUCGGCUGGUGAUGAGCAUGGAAGGCGACACUUCAAGGCGGAGUUGGGGGCGCAGAAGGAGCACCACAAGACGCUGAACCAUAGCCGACGGGGGACGCUGGGGAUGGCGGUAUCGGAGGGGAAGAGCGGGAGCCAGUUCUAUCUGACGCUGGCGGAUGGGCUGAGCGAGCUGGACGGGAAGCAUGUGGUGUUCGGGAGACUGGUGGAGGGGUUCGAGGUGCUGGAGCAGAUCAACGAGGCCUUAGUGGACGAGCAGGGCCGGCCGUUGCGGGAGAUCCGACUGCGGCACGUGGUGGUGCUCGACGACCCGUUCCCGGACCCCGUCGGACUGGAGAUCCCGGCCGACUCGCCGCCUCCUCCAGAGGCCGCCGAGCGGGGGAAACAUCUUCGGGUGGCCGACGACGAGGAGCUGGACGAGGAUCUGGAGCCGAGUGAGGUGGAGGAGCGUCGACGGGAGCGCGAGGCCCGCGCGCAGGCUCUGACGCUCGAGAUGGUCGGCGACCUCCCGUUCGCCGAGGUCGCCCCGCCCGAAAACAUCCUCUUCGUCUGCAAGCUCAACGCCAUCACCCGCUCCGAAGACCUCGAGCUCAUCUUCUCCCGCUUCGGCCCCAUCCUCUCCUGCGAAGUCAUCAAAGACCCCAAGACCCAGGAUUCUCUGCAGUACGCAUUCAUCGAGUUCGACCAGCGGGAGGACGCGGAACGGGCCUACUUCAAGAUGGACGGCGUGCUCAUCGACGACCGCCGGAUCCACGUCGACUUCUCCCAAUCAGUCUCCAAGCUACAUUCCGACUGGAUCUUCAAGCGCACCGGCACCCGCGUCAAGCCUGGCCAGCGCUAUGCACAGCGCCCCCGCAAGCCGCCCGGGCCGGGGCCGUCCCAAGCCGGGCAGUACCCGAUGGCCUUCGACGAGGCUGAGAUCGCUGGCCGGUCCGGCCGCCGCGCCGAUGAUCGAAGACGGGACGACCGGAGACAUGACGAUCGGAGACAUGACGAGCGGAGACAGGACGAGAGGAGACAUGAUGACCGGAGACAUGAUGACCGGAGACAUGAUGAUCGGAGACAGGACGACCGGAGACAUGAUGAUGGUCGCAGACACGCUCAGGCCGGCAGGGCCCAUCGGCCCGACCCGCGUGCCCGGGAUGCUGAGCACGAGCGGCGCAGGCGGCGGUCGCGCAGCCCUGUGACUGUGGGGGCCCGCCGGUAG